CUUUUUUAAGUAAGCAAUAGCAUUGCAUCUUCUCUGGCUGUGGCCUGCUUUGAGCACAAGGUAAAAUCACACUCCUACUGUUCAGACGCGCUUAGAAUAAAAUAGAUUGUUGGUUUUGAAAUUAGUUGUGUACGCUGCAAAUGAUAACACAUGAGCAAGAUCCUGACGUUGUUAGGUGGGGCCUCCAGUUGUUUGAAAGUGAUCCAUAUUCUAAUUGCGGGUAUUGUGGCACUAUUGCACAAGAUGAUACUGAUUCUUUUACUGGAAAAUAUUUCAAGGAAGAUCAGUGUGACCUGCAGUCGUACAAUGUAGAAAGUGAUGAGCGUAUUGGACAUGCUUUUCAAGCACAGCUUGGCAUUGGAGAUCUGCCUGAAUCUCCACAUGAAGGGGAAGAACAUUCAGAAGCAUGUGCAUUCCAACAAGGUUGGCUGGAUCAAUCCAUCAUAAACUAUGGUUCUGGUCAGGAGGGCCAAGAGGAAGAGAUAGAUGAGAUGCUACCUCCUAGUUCGUGUUCUAGUCCUCAAGAAAUGGCGUACGGUGGGCAGGAGUGGUCUUAUCCACUGAAGUUGGCAGAUGAAUAUGCUUUUGAUGGCGGAGUUGAAAAAUGGUUGAAUCAGAUGGUCUCUGUUCCACAUGUUCCUAGAAUCAAUGGAGAAAUACCCUCCAUUGAUGAAGCCACAUUAGAUCAUCAAAGGUUAUUGGACAGACUGCAGGUGUAUGAUUUGGUUGAGCGAAAAGUUGACGGUGAUGGUAAUUGUCAGUUUCGCGCUCUCUCAGAUCAAUUUUAUCGAACUGCUGAGCAUCAUGAGUUUGUGAGGCAGCAAGUUGUAAAUCAGCUUAAGUCUUAUCCGGAGAUAUACGAGGGAUAUGUUCCAAUGGCUUAUGGUGACUAUUUGGAAAAGAUGUCAAAGAAUGGGGAAUGGGGUGAUCAUGUCACUUUACGGGCUGUUGCAGAUUCGGGGUGCAAAGUGGAUAUUGAAAAUUGGUUCUCCAGAUGCAAGCAUAGCAAACAUAUACCAUUGAUCAAUUUUUAAUGCGCUUCCUCUUUUGAUUAUGAAGCUUGUGGAUCUUCGCUAUGACAAGCUAAAAACUGUAGGGGUAAAUACGGGCAAUGACAUGAUUGGUUUUGUUUGAGUUUGAGUUUGAUUUAGCUAGACUGUUGGAGCUGAUUUGGGGUUUUGGAGUUGCCUAACAGAGGAAGAAAGGAGAGAAUAAAACGGACAUUGAAUUAAAAAGUGUGCUGUGAAUUUUACAGUAAAACUGCAGUUGAAUUUAGCUAUCAAACAGAAUACAUGAUUAUUCCCCAGUUCUAGAAUACAAAACAUUUCUGCAAUCUAGUCGUCCCCUAAACUUAGUGCAAGGAUAGCAAACAUAUACUGUUGGUCGAUUUUCAAUGCCCUUCCUUGUUUGAUUAUAAUAGUCACUUUCAGUAAAGAAGCUUGUGGAGCUUGGCUAUGACAAGAUAAAAGAACUGUAGGGGUGAAUCCGGGAAUGAUAUGGUCUGUUUGUUAGUGUUUGAGAUUAAUUUAGCUAGACUGUUGAAGCUGAUUUGGGGUUUGGAGUUGCCUAACAGAGGAAGAAAAAAGAGAAUAAAACGGAAAAUGAAUUAAAAUGUGCUAUGAAUUUUACAUUAAAACUAAAGUUGACAUCAUUUUAACUGUCAAACAAAAAAUAUGAUCAUCCUUUUAACUAUCAAACAGAAUAUAUGAUUAUUCCCCAGUUCCAGAAUACAUAACAUUUCUGCAAUUCUAGGACCCCUAAACUUGGUGCAUAGAUGUUACUCAUGGACCUACUCUUGGUAAAUACAUCAACUAAUCGUUUUUCAGACUUCACGAAGUGUAUAUAGAAAAUUAUAAAUCAUGCAUUGCUUGAGUAUCUCCUUUAUAAAGUGCAUCAACUUUAGUGUGCUUUGAUUAGUCACCUUCCCUUAUUACUAGCAGCCGUAUUAUGGAAUCACACACUCCAUAGCCAUGACUCUAUAGUCGAAAUUUCACUGCAUUCUGCCUCUACAGCUGCUUCUUACACCACCCCAUGACUAGGACAAAAAACUUCAGCAACAUCAAGUGAUGCGCCUAGCAUGCACUCAAUUCGCUCAAUUUGCAUCAGCAAAGGCUUCCAAUUUUAUAUCCCCAUGCUUCAAAAAUAGGAUUCCCUUCAUUGGGACUGACUUCAAGUAGAAUGAGGUUUGAUAAGCUGCUUGUGGAAGAGGAUCUUGAGAUCAUCCAUAUAUAGUCACUUCAAUUGAACAUGCAAUAUGGUCUAGUGUGAGUCAAAUAUAAGUUUUCCUUGAAGACACUGCAUCUUUUCCAAAUGGGCCAGUUGUGCGAUAUUUUUUGAUUGACAUGGAUAUGUGUGUUCUUUAUUAUUGCCUCUCUCCCUUAAACUCAAAAUCUUCUAAUCAUUACCCGAGGCUGGUUGUAUAUCUUUCUCUGUUUGCAAAUAGAUUACAUAUUCUGCUGUCUGAGACGUGUUAGUGAUUG
Molecule: messenger RNA, 2480 nt
Organism: Tripterygium wilfordii
Lineage: Eukaryota; Viridiplantae; Streptophyta; Magnoliopsida; Celastrales; Celastraceae
Product: OVARIAN TUMOR DOMAIN-containing deubiquitinating enzyme 12-like
Exons: 9
Coding region: 141-1034 (297 amino acids)
Biological process (GO): protein deubiquitination
Molecular function (GO): cysteine-type deubiquitinase activity
Source: RefSeq, a predicted model, not a curated record